UCUUGCGCAUCAGCUGUUGUCGGACUGUGAUUGUAUGAUGGUUGCGCCGCAGUGAAACAGUUGGCCGGAACCAGUCCACGCUUCCAGCACCAUGAACCCCGAGAGCCGGUGUCUGAAGUUUGUUAUUUUGGCAGCACUUCAGGCUCUGACCGUCUCUUUGUCGGUGGGUGACAGGGUGCUCUCCAGAUCCGUGGAAGGGAGUCUUUUGAGCACGACUGUUCAGCACAGACCAAAGCAGAAACACUAUGGGACCACAGUACCUCUUCAGCUCGUUGGACAAGACUGGAAACCAAUCAGCCAGCUCACAUCUCAGAGUCACCCUGCAUCGCUGAAGCUCCUGAUUGAGGCGGAAGGUGAGCAGCUGCUCCUGGCUCUGGAGAAAAAUGAGGGGCUGUUUGCGAGUAACUAUACAGAAACCCAUUACCUGGAAGAUGGCAGCGCGGUCACAGGCCCUCCCAACUUCACGGCAAACUGCUACUACCACGGUGAGGUGGAGGGUCAUGUCAACUCGGAUGUCAGCCUCAGUACCUGCGCUGGGAUUAAGGGUUUUAUAUCUCUUGGAGGCAGAUCUUUCGUCCUGGAACCGUGUGCCGAUCACUCUGAUGGGACUCACUGGAUCUACACAGCUGAACACCUCAAGUUUGCUCCUGGCACCUGCGGCCACGAUUUCAACAUAUCCUAUCCCACUUCGCAUGCAGACGGCGGUCCGUUCAGGGCCUUCAGCACAAGGCACAAGCGCCACGUCCAGACCACAACCAAGUACGUGGAGCUGAUCAUCGUGGCCGACAACAGAGAGUUUCAGAAGCAAGGCAAGGACAUGGAGAAGGUCAAGCAGCGGCUGGCUGAGAUCGCCAAUUACGUGGACAAGUUCUACAGGGCUCUGAACAUCCGUGUGGCUCUGGUGGGCCUGGAGGUGUGGAGCGACGUGGACAAGUGUCCCAUCACCCAGGACCCCUUCACCACUUUGCACGAAUUCCUCGACUGGAGGAAGGUGAAGCUGCUGCCUCAGAAGCCACACGACAACGCCCAGCUCAUCAGCGGGGUGUAUUUCCAGGGCACCACCAUCGGCAUGGCGCCCAUCAUGAGCAUGUGCACGGCGGAGCAGUCGGGAGGAAUCGUAAUGGACCACUCCGACAACCCGCUGGGCGCUGCAGUCACUCUGGCUCAUGAACUUGGACACAACUUUGGAAUGAACCACGACACGCCAGAACGGGGGUGCGGGUGCAGAGUGACGGUGGACCGUGGAGGCUGCAUCAUGACUCCCUCCACUGGGUAUCCGUUCCCCACCGUGUUCAGCAGCUGCAGCAAGAAGGACCUGACGGCGAGUUUUGAGAAAGGCGUGGGGAUGUGUCUCUUCAACAUGCCGGAGGUCAAGGUGCUCUACGGCGGGCAGAAGUGUGGCAACGGCUACGUGGAGGAGGGAGAGGAGUGUGACUGCGGAGAGCUGGAGGAAUGUAUCAACCCGUGCUGCAACGCGACUACCUGCACUCUGAAAGGGGAUGCUGUCUGCGCACACGGACAGUGCUGCCAGGACUGUCAGCUGAAGCCGGCAGGCACGCCAUGCCGCGAAUCCAGCAACUCCUGCGACCUGCCAGAGUUUUGCACCGGCACCAGCCCUCACUGCCCCUCCAACGUCUACCUGCACGACGGCCACGCCUGCCAGAACGUGGACGGCUACUGUUACAACGGCAUUUGCCAGACUCACGAGCAGCAGUGCAUCACGCUGUGGGGCCAAGGAGCCAAGCCAGCUCCGGGCAUCUGCUUUGAAAGGGUCAACUCGGCAGGAGACCCUUAUGGCAACUGUGGCAAGGAUUCGAAAGGGUCCUUUGCCAAAUGUGACGCACGGGAUGCUAAAUGUGGCAAAAUCCAGUGUCAGGGAGGAGCCAACCGCCCGGUGAUUGGUACCAACGCUGUUUCCAUAGAAACAAACAUCCCCCUGCAGGAAGGGGGAAGGAUUCUGUGCCGAGGCACGCACGUCUACUUGGGUGACGACAUGCCCGACCCCGGCCUCGUUCUGACGGGGACCAAGUGUGCGGAUGGAAUGAUGUGUCUGAAUCGUCAGUGCCAGAACGUCAGUGUUUUCGGCGUGCACGAGUGCUCAGCCAAGUGCAGCAGUCGAGGGGUUUGCAACAACAACAAGAACUGUCACUGCGAGGCUCACUGGGCGCCUCCCUUCUGUGACAAGGCGGGUUUUGGAGGCAGCGUGGACAGCGGCCCCAUCCGACUGGCAGGCAGCGGGACUCUGACGGUGGGCAUCCUGGUGGCUCUGCUCACUGUCCUGGGAGCUGCUCUCAUCAUCUGCAUCAAGAGGAAAACUCUGCUGGGCCUGUUGUUCACCAGCAAGAAGAACCCCAUGGAGAAGCUCAGAUCAGUGAGCGGACCGGCGGCUCCGAACCAGCCUCCUCCGGCGAGCACGACGUCGCCGUCUCGACCGGCGCCGCCCCUGCCGCACGGUGCCACCAUCUUCAAGCCUCCUCACCGGGGGCCAGACUCGGGGCUCCCGCCGGCCCCCUAUCCUGCCCACAGCCUGCGCCGGCUGCCCCAGUGCCCUCCGGUUCACCUCAGCCACCCGGUGCCCCUGUCCCUCACCCUGUCCCUGUCCCCGGGUCCAGCUCAGCCGAGACCCCCGGUGCCGCCGCCCCACCGGGCCCCUCCGCCCCACAUCCACGUGGCGUCCAGGGGGGCGUCGUUCCGCAGUGCGUCACACCACAACUCCUGCAGGAUGGUCAUGGAGCUGGAGAAGCCCAGCCCUCCUCAGAAACCUCUACCUGCCGAUCCGAGGACCUCUCGGAUGGCGCGAAGUCCCUCCGUGGUGCAGGGCCACACGGUAAUCCAAGCUCCAAUCCUCGGUGUGCCCAGACCGGUGCUGCGGCCCGUCCCCCACCCCAACAGGUCGAAUCCCAAGCAGCCUCCAACUCUACCAAAGCCUUGCAUAAUCGCCAACGUCAAGUACAGCAGCUGAGACUUUGGCCAGGAGGGACAUUGUUGUGAUGAAGACACACAGACACACACAAUAAAAAAGAGAGACUAUUUUGCACUAUGAAAACUCUGACAACCUUAAAAAAAACAAGGAAAAAAAGGUGGUGGCUUCUCUGAGUUUUUGAAUCAGCAGAUCUGCCGUGUCCCUUUGGUGCUCUGCCUCUGAAUGGUGCUACGAGUCUGAGCUCAGGUACAUGUAAAGUAUUUAUAUUGUGUAUUUAUUGCCACGCAGUGCACUGUGCCAGACACUUUUACUACACGGUAGCAACUUUGAAUUAUUUUUUUGAUUAGUUCUUUUUUUUUUUCUUCUUCAUAUCAGCUGAUUUAUGAAGGAGACUUUUAA
Molecule: messenger RNA, 3322 nt
Organism: Stegastes partitus (bicolor damselfish)
Lineage: Eukaryota; Metazoa; Chordata; Actinopteri; Pomacentridae
Gene: adam12a
Product: ADAM metallopeptidase domain 12a
Exons: 23
Coding region: 92-2962 (956 amino acids)
Biological process (GO): proteolysis
Molecular function (GO): metalloendopeptidase activity
Source: RefSeq, a predicted model, not a curated record